Messenger RNA from Penicillium antarcticum, 2097 nucleotides. RefSeq names its product long-chain fatty acid-CoA ligase FAA1 (gene faa4). Gene Ontology annotation, molecular function: long-chain fatty acid-CoA ligase activity. The transcript is spliced from 4 exons. Gene Ontology annotation, biological process: long-chain fatty acid metabolic process; long-chain fatty-acyl-CoA metabolic process. NCBI's taxonomy places the organism in Eukaryota, Fungi, Ascomycota, Eurotiomycetes, Eurotiales, Aspergillaceae. The coding region runs from base 1 to 2097 and encodes 698 amino acids. Gene Ontology annotation, cellular component: lipid droplet; plasma membrane; endoplasmic reticulum. The record is from RefSeq and is a predicted model, not a curated record.
AUGUCGAAGCGCGACCUCCACAUCCAACCGCGCAUGGCCAAGAAGGGGCCCUUCUCCGUCGAAGCCCCCGGCUAUGAACCUGUCGAAGGUGAGACUAUCCCUCGGCGGCACCCCUCGGCCAAGGACGGUCUCAUCCUGCGUCCCUCUGAAGACGUUAAGACUACUUAUGACAACUUUCGCCGAUCUGCCCGCGUCUUCGGCAAUGCCAAGGCUGUCGGCAGUCGCAAGUUGAUCAAGACACAUGUCGAGAACAAGAAGGUCAAGAAGAUCGUCGAUGGCGUCGAGAAGGAGGUUGACAAGCAGUGGACCUACUUUGAGAUGAGUGGGUACACCUACAAGAGCUUCCUCGAGUACGAGCAGCUCUGCUUGCAGCUUGGUUGCGGUCUCCGCAAGCUUGGCCUCGAGAAGGACAGCAGAAUCCACCUCUACGGUGCUACAAGCGCAAACUGGCUCGCCAUGUCACACGGUGCUGCCUCCCAGUCCGUGACCAUUGUGACCGCAUAUGAUACCUUAGGCGAGGAGGGCCUGAAGCACUCUCUGGUUCAAACCGGCAGCACUGCCAUCUUCCUCGACCCUGGCCUGAUCAAGUCGCUCAUCAACAUCCUCCGCAGCGUCCCCUCGAUCAAGCACAUUAUCUAUAACACUGACGGAGAGGUGGACCAGAAGCUGCUCGACCAGCUCCACAGCGAAUUUAUCCACAUCAAUGUGCAGAGCAUUGAGGACUUGCGCAAGCAGGGUGAGGAGAACCACGUGGAGCCCGUUCCUCCCAAGCCCGAGGACCUUUGCUGUAUUAUGUACACUUCUGGCUCGACCGGCCCACCCAAGGGUGUGCCUCUGACCCAUGCCAACGUUAUUGCUGCCACCGCCGGUGUUAACGAGAUCGUUGGCCCUUAUAUCAACCACAAGGACUCGUUGUUGACAUACCUACCCCAAUCGCACAUUCUCGAAUUCAUGUUCGAGAACCUUUGCUUGUUCUGGGGUGGUACCAUGGGAUACGGUAACCCCCGUACCCUGUCCGACGCCUCAAUGCGCAACUGCCAGGGUGAUAUCAAGGAAUUCAAGCCUACUAUCUUGGUCGGUGUUCCCGCCGUGUGGGAGUCGGUGAAGAAGGGUGUCUUGAACAACCUGAACAAGAACAGCUUCUUGGUCAAGGGUAUGUUCUGGGGUGCUAUGUCCGCCAAGAACUUCCUGAUGACCACCGGCUUCCCCGGUUCCAGCAUGGGUGCCUGGUUCCUUGACACCAUUGUGUUCAAGAAGCUGAAGGAGGCUACUGGUGGCAACCUUCGUAUCGUUAUGAACGGUGGUGGCCCUGUCUCCAAGGACACCCAGAAGUUCCUGUCCAUGGCCAUUGCUCCCAUGAUCAGCGGUUACGGUCUGACCGAGACCUCCGCCAUGGGUGCUCUGGGUGACCCCAUGGCCUGGAACCCUAAUGUCCUGGGUGAUAUUCCCGCCUCAGUCGAGAUCAAGCUGGUUGACUUCCCCGAUGCCGGUUACCUGACCAAGAACACUCCUCCCCAGGGUGAGAUCUUCAUCCGUGGUGGCAGUGUUACCUCCGGCUACUACGACAACGAGGAGGAGACCAAGGCCGCGCUCACCGAAGAUGGCUGGUUCAUGACCGGUGACAUUGGCGAGUUUGACCACAACGGCAACCUGAACAUCAUUGACCGUAAGAAGAACUUGGUCAAGACCUUGAACGGUGAAUACAUUGCUCUGGAGAAGCUCGAGUCCGUCUACCGCUCUUCCCCCGUCGUUGGCAACAUCUGUGUCUACGCCGCCGAGGACCAAGACAAGCCUGUUGCUAUCAUAGUUCCCGUCGAAGUCGCUCUCAAGAAGAUUGCCAGCGAGAACAAGAUCGAGGGUGACACUCUCGAGACCCUUGUUCACAACGACAAGCUCAACAAGAUUGUGCUCCAGCAGCUCCAGGCUGCUGGCCGCGCUGGUGGCCUCCGUGGUAUUGAGAUCAUCAACGGUGUUGUGCUGUCCGAUGAGGAGUGGACUCCUCAAAACGGUUUCAUGACCGCCGCACAGAAGCUCCAGCGCAAGAAGAUCCUCAACACCUACGAGAAGGAGAUCAACAAGGCGUACGGCAAGAAAUAA